Molecule: messenger RNA, 219 nt
Organism: Aureobasidium uvarum
Lineage: Eukaryota; Fungi; Ascomycota; Dothideomycetes; Dothideales; Saccotheciaceae
Source: the annotation of a GenBank genome assembly
AUGGCUGGCGGUGGUCACAACAGUCUCGCCUUUGACCCGGCGCUGGUCAAGUACAACCUGGAUCGUUACAGACACUUCAAGUGGACUCCUCGUACUGCCUGGCUCUCGAUCAUCUUCGCUAUCGCUAUUCCUAGCUCGCUUUACUACGUCGCCAACAAGACUGAUGGCAAGUACGAGUUCCGCGGCAAGAGAAGAGGAGAUACCAUGAAGGAGUUCUAA